UCAAUACUCGGAAAACUCACCAGACUCUGACUUUCGUCUGGCUCAAAAACUUCAAGACGAGGAAUAUGCUCGCUGGGCAGAAACUAAUCGGCAACAGGAGCUGGUAUCCAAUGUUGGCGAAUCGUCUAUCGACCAUUUUCAUUCACGAGUAAUUCCUCCUAUACCUGAAAAUUAUCGAUGCAAUCAUCAUCUUCCUUAUCAAAGCAAUUUAAUUCAAAACCCACAACCACAACCACAACAAUACCCAAUAAUUUAUGCAUCUCCAAAUCAACCUCCCCUACCUUACAAUCAACCUGAUCCUUACAUUAGUAAUGGUGUUGGAGGAAAUUUACAAUAUUAUGGAAGUUUGAAUCAAGAUCGAUCUG
Molecule: messenger RNA, 365 nt
Organism: Racocetra fulgida
Lineage: Eukaryota; Fungi; Glomeromycota; Glomeromycetes; Diversisporales; Gigasporaceae
Source: the annotation of a GenBank genome assembly